AUGUCGCAGCCAUCAGCAAAUCGAAUUAUAAAGCGAGUAUCCGAGGCAAUCGCACCGCGCUUAAGGAACAAUUACAUAACAUUUCCUGAGGGCGAUAUUUUGGAUCAACUCAAACUUGAUUUCUGGCGAAUUCAAGCUGUUUGCGGGCCAAAUUUAGAUAUUUUAAACAUUGUUGCACGUUGGCCAG
Messenger RNA from Paramuricea clavata, 187 nucleotides. Lineage: Eukaryota; Metazoa; Cnidaria; Anthozoa; Malacalcyonacea; Plexauridae. The record is from the annotation of a GenBank genome assembly.